CAAAUGCUCUUCUUUUUGGUGGGUUCUCAGUCUAUAAAUAGGAAGGAACAUGGUUCCUCUAGUUCAUCCUUUUUUGAAAUAAUUGCGCUUGUAAAUCUAGUCUCCAUUCCCUCCUAGCUUCUCUGUUCUUCUUUUAGAGGCUCUUCAGCCAUGUCAAUCUUAACAGACUUGCUUAAUCUUGACCUGACUGAUUGCACUACAAAGAUCAUCGCUGAAUAUAUAUGGGUUGGGGGUUCAGGGAUGGACUUGCGUAGUAAAGCAAGGACAAUUUCAAGCCCCGUAAAUAGUCCUAAACAGCUUCCAAAGUGGAACUAUGAUGGUUCCAGUACUGGACAAGCUGCUGGCCAUGACAGUGAAGUUAUUCUCUACCCACAAGCAAUUUUUCCGGAUCCCUUCCGAAGAGGAAAGAAUAUCCUUGUGAUAUGCGAUACGUACGCUCCAGAUGGUACUCCCAUAGCUACCAACAAGAGAGCUGCAGCAGAGAAGAUCUUCAGUAACCCGCAAGUGGUUGCAGAGGAACCCUGGUAUGGACUUGAGCAGGAAUAUACCCUGCUCCAGAAAGAUGUUAAGUGGCCUCUGGGAUGGCCAAUUGGGGGCUUUCCUGGUCCACAGGGGCCUUAUUAUUGUGGAAUUGGUGCAGACAAAGCAUGGGGAAGGGAUGUGGUGGAUUCUCAUUACAAAGCUUGUCUUUAUGCAGGGAUUAAUAUCAGUGGAAUCAACGGUGAGGUCAUGCCGGGGCAGUGGGAGUUUCAAGUGGGUCCUUCUGAGGGCAUUUCAGCUGGUGAUGAACUUUGGUGUGCCCGUUACAUCCUUGAGAGGAUCACAGAGAUUGCAGGGGUAGUUCUCACUUUUGAUCCAAAGCCCAUACAGGGAGACUGGAAUGGAGCAGGAUGCCAUACAAACUACAGCACAAAGUCUACGAGGAAGGAAGGUGGGUAUGAAGUAAUUAAGAAGGCUAUUGAGAAGCUUGGGUUGAGGCACAAAGAACAUAUUGCUGCCUAUGGCGAGGGUAACGAGAGGCGCCUCACCGGUCAUCAUGAGACUGCAGACAUCAAUACUUUCUCUUGGGGAGUUGCAAACAGGGGAGCUUCUGUACGUGUGGGCCGGGACACUGAGAAGGAAGGGCGUGGUUACUUUGAGGAUCGUCGCCCUGCCUCCAACAUGGACCCCUAUGUGGUGACAUCCAUGAUCGCAGAGACCACCAUCUUGUGGAACUCUUAAUCAUUAUUCAAGCGCAGCUACAGAUGUCAAAAUAAUUAUAUUCAUGGGCCUUGUGUUAGACCUGGGGAGCCAUACAUUGUUUUUUACUCUUUAUUAUCAUUAUCAUCAUAGCAUUAUUCCAAUUAUUUGGGGUAAAUAGCAAAAAUGAUGGCUUGUGCUUUUUAUUUACUAAGAAUAUAAACUUGUGUUCCGAUAUUUGUCCGUGUAGAUGCUAUUUGCUUGUG
This is a messenger RNA of Amborella trichopoda, 1445 nucleotides long. Its product is annotated as glutamine synthetase cytosolic isozyme. Gene Ontology annotation, molecular function: glutamine synthetase activity. The record is from RefSeq and is a predicted model, not a curated record. Gene Ontology annotation, cellular component: cytoplasm. Lineage: Eukaryota; Viridiplantae; Streptophyta; Magnoliopsida; Amborellales; Amborellaceae.